Messenger RNA from Staurois parvus, 342 nucleotides. Lineage: Eukaryota; Metazoa; Chordata; Amphibia; Anura; Ranidae. The record is from the annotation of a GenBank genome assembly.
GUGAGCUGUGAUUGGUCACAGCUUGUCACAUGGUACAAGGCUGUUGUGAAUAGCCUUGUACCAUGUGACCUCUGUGAUCAUUCACAGAUUUCACACGUAGUAAGCAAUGAUGUCACAAGUGACAUCUUGCUUACUACUUUGCAUUUGAUCACUGAUUGGCCAAUCAGUGAUCACAUGAUUGGGACCUCGUACAGAGGUCCCGUCCGACGAUCGGAAAUCAUGUCAAAUGGACUGUAGUGUGUUUCUGCAAAACGCUUAGGCUGGCCAUAAUACAUUAUACAAUUUUCUUGAGAAUUUUGCUUUAGAUUUACCAAAAACCAUAUAAUAGGAGGUCAAACCUAA